AUGGCGAAUCCCUUCUUGAUGGACGACGACCUGGAUGGCUGCGACAUGGCCGCCAAUCCGUUUCUCAUGCAAUCGGAGCCGGAAUCUAGUACGGAUAAUCCCUUUGGAGCAGCCACUGGUGCCUCCAAUCCCUUUGCCUUCGGUGGCGAUGAUCUCGAAGCGGAGCCGGAACCGCUGGAGGCGGAGUCGGAGGCAGCCCGUGACAAUGAUCUCGAUCCGGCGAUGAGUUUCUUCGGCACCACCAUCGAGGCGGAGGACGAUGCGCUGAGCCUGAAGUCGGCCGCCGAGGAGGAGGACAUCGAGGGUGGCAAGAGGCCACCGCAACAGCAGCAGCAACAGCACGCACACCCGCCCCCGCCACGCCCCCAGGCGCCACCGCAGAGCACCCAGGAUCUGAUUAGCACGGUGUCCAGUCAACUGGAGGAGACCAGUUCGGAGCUGUUGGGUCGCAUCCCGGCCACCCGAUCGCCCAGUCCGGUGUCGAUGCGGGAUCUGCACUCGCCCAGUCCCACUCCCGACUCCGGGCUGGCCGACCUGCUGGACGUGUCGGUGGACAGCGGUUCCAGUGGAGUGGUGGAUCUAAUGGGCACUGGCGUUGGAUCUGGCGCAGGUGUUGUGCCCAUGGACAAUCCGUUUGCGGUACCCACGGCAGUGCCGAACAUACAGGCGGCAGCUCCGUUGCCCGCCACACCGGCAAAGCAGCCGCCACGCCCACCACCGCCACGUCCCGCUCCGCCACGUCCCACGCCCCCCGGGCAGGUGGCGGCGCCGCAAAGACCACCACCACCGGUGUCGGCAGUGGCUGCGGCUCCUCCAGCCGCAGAGGAUGACCUGCUGGACAUGUUCGGCACCACGGCAAGCAGGCCGCCCAAGCCACCGCCACCCAAGUCCAAGGAGGACAUACUCAGUCUCUUCGAGCAGCCACAAGCACCGCCAGCACCCAAACCGGAUCUGCUGCAUGACGAUCUGCCCGAGACGGCGAAACCGGAGGAUGGUGGACAGGAGGAGCAGCGGCAUCAGCGGGAUCAGGAGGAACGCCAUGGAGACGGAGAGGGCAGCAACUCGCGGGAUGAGCCGGUAUUUACAUCCCUGCUGAUACGACCGGACGAGAGCACCCAUGACAUAACCUCCCAACCGCAGGCGGCCACUGGAUUGGAGCGACAGACGGGGGCCAACAACCACAUGGCUGCACCGCCGGAAACGGCCAGCAGGCAGAGGGCGCCCACGCCGGACAUCGAGAUCACCACGGUGGAGGAUCUGCCCCGCUCCGAUGACGAGGAUGAGCCGGAGGUCAAGCCGGAGCCAGUGAAAGAGCCGGAGCCAGUGAAAGAGCCGGAGCCACAAAUCGAACCGGAAACGGAAACGGAACCGCAACCGGAAACCGAUCCACCCAUCUCCGAUCACAGUCCGCCAACGGAAUCGCUGGUGUCCACCGCCCAUGUCGUCCUGGCCGAGGACGAACCAGAGCCAGAGCCGGAGCCAGAGCAAAUGGACACCGGACUGGACUUCCCGGUGGCCACCAGUGGUCUGGCCAGCGGCCAGUUGUCCGCCAAUCCCUUUGCCAGUCCCGAGGAGGAGGAGCAGGAGCCCGCCUUCGCUCCCGUGGUGGUGGCCAACAUCUUUGCCGUGGACGAUCCGGAACCGGAACCGGAAACGCAACCGGAAAGGGUGGAGCCGCCCAGCUAUGCGGCCAACAUCUUUGCCGCCGAGCCGGACGAAUUCGAUGCCUUCUCGGCCAAGUUCGACUCGGUGAAGAAGGACAACAUCAGCAUCCUGGACGGCUUCGGGGGAUCCGGAGCCAUAACGCCCACGGGCGGAGAUGCUUGGGGUGACAGUGCUUUCGGAUCGUCCACGAUCUCGGCGAAUGCCUUCGGGGACACCAAUUCGGCGGCGGACGACGGAUUCGGGAACGAGGACGACGAGUUCUACGCCAUGCAGGCGCCGGCACGUUCCGAUUCCGUGGAGUCGGUGGACAAGGAGUUCAGCGUGGUCAUCCGGCCCAAGGCGGAGGGCAUUGGCGGUGUGGCUCCCCAGCUGGCGCCACCACCGCCGCCGGCACGAAUGGCACAGUCGCAGUCGCAGGCACAUUCACAGAGUGCAUCACCGCCGGCCGCCACGGUGAAUCCCUUCGAGGAUGUGAGCGGUUUUCCGGCACCUGGUCCACCGGCAACCGAUGGCACCGCCAUGAAGCGCUCGGACUCACAGGACACGCCGCAGACACCGCUGUACGAUGAGGAUGUGUCGCAGCCGCUGGAGGAGUUCCCGCGACUGCACUACAUGGGACCCGGCUGGGAGAUGCAGUUGCGUCAGCCCAACAAGAAGAAGAUCACUGGGCAGCGCUUCUGGAAGAAGAUCUUCGUGCGCCUGGUGGUGCAGAACGAUGUGCCGGUGGUGCAGCUGCUCAACCAGGCCGGCGACAAGCAGCCCUUCCAGGAGCUGCCCCUGCAGCCGUCGUACUCCGUGUCGGAGAUCGGGGCCCAGCAGUACGACCAGUUUGGCAAGAUAUUCACGAUGAAGCUGCAGUAUAUCUUCUACAAGGAGCGACCCGGCGUGCGGCCCGGUCAGGUGACCAAGGCGGAACGGAUCACCAAUAAGCUGACCAAGUUUGCACAAUAUGCCAUCGCCGGCGACUAUGAGGGCGUGAAGGAGUUCGGCAGCGACCUGAAGAAACUGGGCCUGCCCGUGGAGCAUGCGCCGCAGUCGUCGCAGCUCUUUAAGAUCGGAUCGAUGAACUACGAGGACAUGAAGCAGUUCUCCGUGUGCAUCGAGGAGGCACUGUUCAAGCUGCCAGCCCUGCGCGAGCGGGCACUCACCUACAAGAUGGAGGAGGUCCAGGUGACCGCCGUGGAUGAGAUCACUGUGGAGCAGGACUUCGAGGGCAAGAUCCUCAAGCAGAUUGCCCGGGUGCGACUAUUCUUCCUCGCCUUCCUCACCGGCAUGCCCACCAUCGAGCUGGGCGUGAACGAUAUGUGGCGGCAGGGGAAGGAGGUCGUCGGCCGGCACGACAUCAUCCCGGUGGCCACCGAGGAGUGGAUCCGGCUGGAGGCCGUCGAGUUCCACAGCGUGGUCAAUCAGCAGGAGUACGAGAGAACGCGUACCAUCAAAUUCCAACCGCCCGAUGCCAACUACAUUGAACUGCUGCGCUUCCGUGUGCGUCCGCCUAAGAAUCGCGAACUUCCGCUGCAGCUGAAGGCCACCUGGUGCGUCACCGGCAACAAGGUGGAGCUGCGGGCCGACAUCCUGGUGCCCGGGUUCACCUCCCGCAAGCUGGGCCAGAUCCCCUGCGAGGAUGUCUCGGUGCGCUUCCCCAUUCCCGAGUGCUGGAUCUACCUGUUCCGCGUGGAGAAGCACUUCAGAUAUGGUUCCGUGAAGUCGGCACAUCGGCGAACGGGCAAGAUCAAGGGCAUCGAGCGUAUCCUGGGCGCCGUGGACACGCUGCAGGAGUCACUGAUCGAGGUCACCUCCGGACAGGCCAAGUACGAGCAUCAUCAUCGGGCCAUAGUGUGGCGAUGUCCUCGUUUGCCCAAGGAGGGUCAGGGUGCCUAUACCACACAUCAGCUGGUCUGCCGCAUGGCCCUCACCUCGUACGACCAGAUCCCCAGCGAACUGGCGCCAUACGCCUUCGUGGAGUUCACUAUGCCCGCCACGCAGGUCUCGCAUACCACCGUGCGCUCCGUGAGUGUCCAGGAUUCGGAUGCCGAUGAGCCGCCGGAGAAGUACGUCCGCUACUUGGCACGGCACGAGUACAAGGUUGGCAUCGAGACCACGCACGGCGAGUCCACGAACGCGUAUCUGGCGGCAACGCGUCCCAUUCGCGAGGAACCUCCGAGCACGGCGGCCUCCAAGGUGACGGCCUCCCCGGUUCCGCCCAGCGAUUCGGACACGGACUCCAACUAAGCUGGAUUGGAAAUGGAAUUGGGAGACUCCCAAAUGAUUUGAAAGACGGCGGCUUUCUGUAGAUAUUCCUCGUGCAUGGUUUACCCAAUCGUUCUUGUUAUAUACAUAUUAUACAAUACGCAUAGAUAUAUAUCUGAACCCUAAUAUAUGCAUAUAUAUUUUCGUGUGCGUCUGCCGCAAUUUCCCCCUCUAGCUUGUGCAGCGUGUUCACCGCGUCGGGUUAGGUAAAGAUUAGUUGACAAUAAUGUUAAGUGCAGCAGCUGAAGAGCGCGAAGAUUACGUGGCAGACGAUGAUACAAGUAGAUGAGAUGAACACUGUGUAAAAAGCCAAAUGAACAAAUGAACGAAGAUCGAGACGAAUGGAUCUGAUGGAUCUGAUGGACACGUCAACGGAGGAACCGAUAGCCAACGCGUCCUAGGUAUCCUUUAUCCUGUAAACCGCAUAGCCACAGCCAUAAUCACAUGACAUUACCUAGCCUAGCAUAAAAAACCAACUUAUCUGCGUUACUUGUAGCCAUACGGUCACGUUAAAGUUAAUCGAUAUCAGACCAGAAUCGUACGUACAGUAAAACCCAUACAUAUGCAUAGGGAUAAUGGUUAUAAUCUCAAGUCAUAAAAACAAACACACACACACACGAAGCAUAUAUAUAUAUAUGUAUAUAUAUAUAUAUAUAUAUACUAUAUACUAAAACUGAUGUAAUCUGUAGUAGGCAGUAAGCGAGGGAAAUGAAAAGCAAUUUCGCCAUACAUCGUUCUACGAACCAAGGCUCAAAUUCACAUAAGGGUAACCAAUACUGAAACGAGCUGCCAGCCUUACAUAGGGUUUUCCAACACUGGGUCGAGCUGCCAGCUUUGCAUAAUGUUAACCAAACACUGGAACAAGCUGCCAGCUUUACAUAAGGUUAAUCAACAUUAGAGUGUGCGGCCAGCUUUACGUGACGUUAAUCAACCCUGGAGCGAGCUGCCAGGCUUACAUAAAGUUAACCAACACUGGCCAGACUACAUAUGUGGCAAGCGCAACUUGGUACUAUCACUAACCAUACAACAUAUAGACUGGUCAUUUCAUACGACGC
Messenger RNA from Drosophila elegans, 4970 nucleotides. RefSeq names its product protein stoned-B. The record is from RefSeq and is a predicted model, not a curated record. Gene Ontology annotation, cellular component: AP-2 adaptor complex; synaptic vesicle. Gene Ontology annotation, biological process: clathrin-dependent endocytosis; synaptic vesicle endocytosis; regulation of endocytosis. The transcript has 7 exons. NCBI's taxonomy places the organism in Eukaryota, Metazoa, Arthropoda, Insecta, Diptera, Drosophilidae. Gene Ontology annotation, molecular function: clathrin-cargo adaptor activity. Bases 1 to 3897 code for a protein of 1298 amino acids.